AUGUCAGAGCUGAAAGCAAAGGAUCCCCGCGCUCCCCACGUGGCAGGCGGCGCGCCCUCCCGGACCGGGCUCGCCGGGCCCCCGCCGGCCGGCCUCGCGCUGCCCCUGGACGGGCUGCUCUUCCCGCGCCCCGAGCCGCCGAGCGCCGAGCCCCCCGGCUGCAGGGCCCCUGAGAAGGACGGCGGGCUGCUGGACAGCGUCCUGGACUCGCUGCUGGCCCCCGCCGGCCGCGCGCACAGCCACCCCGGCCCGGCCUCCGGCGAGCCCGAGGGCGCCUGGAGCCUCUUCGGGCCCGAGCUGCCGGCCGAGCCCCGAACCGCCCCCGCCGGCUGCGCCCCGCGCCCCGAGCCCAUGAGCCGGCCAGAGGGCAAGGCGCUGCCCCGGGGGCUGUCGCCGUCCCGCCCGCCGCUGCCGCCGGGGCCCGGGAGCCCCCCGUGGGUCCGCACCGCCCCGAAGCCCCCGCCGCCGCCUGCCGUGGUGGAGCUGGAGGAGGAGGAGGACGACGAGCAGGAGGAAGACACGGAGGAGGAGGAGGAGGAGGUCGCCGGCGAGCCCCGGGACCCCGCGGGGCCGCCGCCGCUCAAGGGCAAGGCGCGGCCUCCCGCAGACCCGGGCCCCAAGGACGACGCCCGCUUCCCCGCGGCCCGGGCGGCACCCGCCGAGGCCGAGCGCGCCCCGCUGGCCGGCGCCGUGGUGGACGUGAUCCACCUGCCCAUCGUGCCGCUCGGCCAGGCCUUCCUGGCGGCGCGGACGCGGCAGCUGCUGGAGGACGACGGGAUGGACGGCGCCGCCCCCGGGCCCCCGCGCGCCUCGCCCCCCGCGCCCGCCGCGCCCGCCGCCGACUUCCCCGACUGCGCCUUCGCGCCCGACGAGCCCAAGGACAACGUGUUCCCGCUGUACGGCGACUUCCCGCCGCUCAAGAUCAAGGAGGAGGAGGAGGGCGGCCGGGCGGCCGGGCGCUCCCCGCGCCCCUACCUGCUGGCCGCCGCGCCCCCCGCCGUCUUCGCCGACUUCCCGCUGCCCCCACGCGCGACGCCCGCCCGGGCCGGGGAGCUGCUAGCGGCGGGGCCCGCGGGCGCGGCGGGCUUGGCGGGCUUGGCGGGCUUGGCGGGCGCGGCGGCGCCGGGGCCCGGCCUGGAGGGGCUGCUGUACAAGGCGGAGGCCGCGCCCCCGCCCGGCCCGUGCGCGCCGCCGCCCGCCAGGACCCCGGGGGCCGCCUGCCUGCUGCCCGCCGCGCCCGCCGCGCCCGUUGCGCCCGCCGCGCCGCCCGGGUCCGGGCCCGCGCUCUACCCGCCGCUCGGCCUCAACGCGCUCCCGCCGCUCGGCUACCAGGCCGCGGUGCUCAAGGACGCGCUGCCGCAGGUCUACCCGCCCUUCCUCGGCUACCUGAGGCCGGAUUCGGAAGCCAGCCAGAGCCCACAGUACAGCUUCGAGUCUUUGCCUCAGAAGAUUUGCUUGAUCUGCGGGGACGAGGCGUCGGGCUGUCACUAUGGCGUCCUCACCUGCGGGAGCUGCAAGGUCUUCUUCAAAAGGGCCAUGGAAGGGCAGCAUAACUAUUUAUGUGCUGGAAGAAAUGACUGCAUUGUCGAUAAAAUCCGCAGGAAAAACUGCCCUGCGUGCCGCCUGAGGAAGUGCUGCCAGGCCGGCAUGGUUCUCGGAGGCCGAAAGUUUAAAAAAUUCAGUAAAGUCAGAGUUAUGCGAGCUCUCGACGGAGUCACCCUGCCACAGCCAGUGGGCAUUUCUAACGAAAGCCAAGCCUUAAGCCAGAGACUCACCUUCUCGCCGAGUCAAGACAUACUGCUGCCCCCGCUCAUCAGCCUGCUGAUGAGCAUCGAGCCGGACAUGGUGUACUCAGGGCACGACAACUCCAAGCCUGACACCGCCAGCUCCCUGCUGACCAGCCUCAACCAUCUCGGUGAGAGGCAGCUCCUUUCAGUUGUCAAGUGGUCUAAAUUACUACCAGGCUUUCGAAACUUGCAUAUUGAUGACCAGAUAACACUCAUCCAGUAUUCGUGGAUGAGCUUGAUGGUGUUUGGACUGGGCUGGAGAUCCUACAAGCAUGUGAGCGGGCAGAUGUUGUACUUUGCUCCUGAUCUCAUCUUGGAUGAACAGCGGAUGAAGGAAUCAUCCUUCUAUUCGUUAUGCCUUACAAUGUGGCAGAUCCCACAGGAGUUUGUGAAACUCCAGGUGAGCCAGGAAGAAUUCCUCUGCAUGAAAGUAUUACUUCUUCUGAAUACAAUUCCUUUGGAAGGACUGAGAAGUCAAAGCCAAUUUGAAGACAUGAGAACAAGCUACAUCAGAGAGCUCAUCAAGGCAAUUGGUUUGAGGCAGAAAGGAGUCGUCUCCAGCUCACAGCGCUUCUACCAACUCACAAAAUUUCUUGAUAGUUUGCAUGAUCUGGUCAAACAACUUCAUCUGUACUGCUUAAAUACAUUUAUCCAGUCCCGAUCACUAAGUGUCGAAUUUCCAGAGAUGAUGUCUGAAGUCAUUGCUGCACAGUUACCCAAGAUCUUGGCAGGGAUGGUGAAACCUCUUCUCUUUCAUAAAAAGUGAACGCUAUUUUUAUCUUUUAAAAAAAAAAGUCAAAUUUUGUGGUAUGCUUUUUUGUUUUGGUCAGGAUUAUGAAGUCUUGAGUAUUUACGAUGUUUUCUUGAAGCCUUACAUUUAUAACAUCAUAAUGUGUACAUUUCAGAGAAACUUGUGAGGUUUUAUUUCCCUUUAUAAAACAUAAUUGGAAUUUCUAAAGUGUUUUGUGUACCCAUAUUUUUCUUUAAAUGUUUAUAAGAUUGAAAAUGUGCUAAAGCUGAUUGUUUAAGUAAACUAAUUCUCAACCACAUUGUUUCAUACCAUAUAGGAGAUUUUUAACUUUUGCAUCUAAAAAUCUUCCCUUUAAAGGAAAAAAAAAAAUUACCAUAACAUGCAUGUUCCUCUAGGUAGCCCCCUUCGCCUUCACUAUAUUUACAAAAAUGGACCUUUAAAAUGGUAUGCAAGUUUUUAUCUACAAGAUGCUUGUAUAUAGAUUUUUGUGAGGAGGAACUUUACAGCCAUCACUAGGUUUUAACAAAGAUUUGUCAUGCAAAAACUAUAGUACAAAAGAAUUUAUAGUACCUGCUGCCAUAGACUUUUUUUUAACUAGGAACAACAUCAGCCCCUAAAUUGACUGUUUCCCAGAUUGGAAACACAAACAUCGAAAGAGGUUAUUAUGAAUGCAUAGCACCAGGGCCAGGUGGUGGCACACCUGGUUAAGCGCACACAUUACAGUGCAUAAGGACACAGGUCUCCUUGUCCCCACCUGCAGGGGGAAAGCUUCACAAGUGGUGAAGCAGGGCUGUAGGUGUCUCUCUGUCUCUCUCCCGCUCUCCUUCCCCCUCCCCUCUCAAUUUUUCUGUCUCUAUCCAAUAAUAAAUGAAUGCAUAGCAUCAUAUCAUUAUGCUAACAGUAAGAUGGGAUUUCUAGAGCUUUUUGCUAGGCUUUUGGAGGAGGAGUUUUCAGGAAUGCAAUUUUGUUCUUGUUGUUUUCCUUUUCUUACAGAACACUUUGAGUUCUGAUUAAUGGUGGUGCUGGGGAUUGAAUUUGGGACCUUUGGUGCCUGAGGCAUGCAAAGCUUUUUGUAUAACCGUUAUGCUAUCUCCCCAGCCAGGGAGUUUUCAAGUAAAGCUUUAAAAAUUAGAAUAAGAAGUUAGGAAUGUCUAGUCUUUCUUUACCUUCUGGGGCUUGUGAAAAUCAUGAAUGCCAGUGAUUCUGGACCUUUCAACACUGGGGCAGUAGUAGCUUUCCUGUAGAAUUCCCCUUCUAGCCAGAGCUCU
Molecule: messenger RNA, 3806 nt
Organism: Erinaceus europaeus (western European hedgehog)
Lineage: Eukaryota; Metazoa; Chordata; Mammalia; Eulipotyphla; Erinaceidae
Gene: PGR
Product: progesterone receptor
Exons: 8
Coding region: 1-2553 (850 amino acids)
Biological process (GO): steroid hormone receptor signaling pathway; regulation of DNA-templated transcription
Cellular component (GO): nucleus
Molecular function (GO): sequence-specific DNA binding; nuclear steroid receptor activity; zinc ion binding
Source: RefSeq, a predicted model, not a curated record